AUGCCACCCGACGCAUCCUUUCCCACUAACCCCCAACAGGAAUCUCCAGUGAGGAAACGCUCCAUGCUCCCCGACGCAGGCGAGGAGGAGGAUGAAGGCCAGUCCUCGAAGCGCAUGAAAGUCAUUGAAGCGCCACUAACUCCCAUCGGCAAACCUUCACGCUUGAGAGGCAUAGGUUCAUCCAAUGCACGACAGAGGAGCCGUCCCCGUGCAUACGCAAACGCGCGACGGCCUACGGUCGCGCUGAACCCGUCCACGCCACUCCAAGUCAUCCCCCCAGAGUCCUCCUACAAACUCGGAAGUUUCGACUUUUGGCCAAUCACCCAUAAUUUGCUGGUACGUGCAGCUGGGAGCGGUAGCCAGCCUAACUACGAAGCUAUUUUCGACGUCCUCUCAACGUGGCAGAGCCAGGGUAUCAUGGAUCGUGGUAUCCGAUGUUUCAUACCGGACCUCCCGAACGCUCAGAAUCCCAACGAAACGGGCUGGAUGCAGUGUUUUGAUAUGCGUGACCCAGUGUCUGGGGAGACCCACAAACUAGCUAUCACUUCUCUCACGCUUACCGACGCGUUCAAGUGCGACAUACGCAAUUUCCCGCAGCAUCGUGGUGGGGAAGUUGUCGAAUCGGCGGUGGGGAACGCGUCCAUUCCCGUGACUGGGAUUGUGUCCGCAUCUGGAGGCGUCUUCAAGGUGAACUGUUCGCCUGUGUGGACUGCGGUGCACGACAAUAGAGAUAACAGUGCACUUGGGAUCGAACUUUGUGAGGUAUUCGAAGGCCAUCUUGAGAUGUCGGUAAUGUAUGAUUCAGCUGUCGCUGGUUCAGGAAAUAGAUAUGAAUUCAGAAGCGGCCUGUGGGGCAUACGGAUGCGACACCAGGGCUAG
Desarmillaria tabescens is the source of this 879-nucleotide messenger RNA. RefSeq lists its product as uncharacterized. NCBI's taxonomy places the organism in Eukaryota, Fungi, Basidiomycota, Agaricomycetes, Agaricales, Physalacriaceae. The transcript is spliced from 3 exons. The record is from RefSeq and is a predicted model, not a curated record. Bases 1 to 879 code for a protein of 292 amino acids.